Molecule: messenger RNA, 1952 nt
Organism: Telopea speciosissima
Lineage: Eukaryota; Viridiplantae; Streptophyta; Magnoliopsida; Proteales; Proteaceae
Exons: 4
Coding region: 97-1881 (594 amino acids)
Biological process (GO): regulation of starch metabolic process; starch metabolic process
Cellular component (GO): chloroplast stroma; starch grain
Molecular function (GO): starch binding
Source: RefSeq, a predicted model, not a curated record
AUAUCUCACCAUUACCUCUUCUUCUUCGGUUCUUCCUCGUCUCAUAUUUUGCCUCUAAAUUGUCCUGUACUCAACUCCUCCACCGAACUGGCAUUCAUGGCGGGCCGUCUCAGCGUGUACGCACACAUGAACCCACGCGCCACUCUCAAUGGUCCUCCUCCUUACAAGAAAAACCUCUUCUUUGCUUUUAUAGCUGUGCGAUCCCAGCUACUAGCUAGAGGAACAAUGAGAAUACGGCGAAGUGGAAGUUCAGUAAUUAGGGCUUCCAAUGUCGGCGAUUCUUAUCUCGACAUGUGGAAAAGAGCAAAGGAUCAAGAGAGGAAGACGAAUGAGUUUGGGAGUAUUGUUCAGAACUCUCCUGUUAGCGGAAAUGAUGAUGUUGUUGAUAGUGAGGAGAGUCCAGAAGCACUUGAGAGGAAGAUUCAACAGUUCAACAAGCUUCAGGAGAUUCCCAAAGAAGAGAGAGACCGAGUUCAACGGAUGCAAGUCAUUGACCGUGCUUCCGCUGCCAUUGCCGCCGCUCGAGCUCUUCUUAAGGAGAGUCCUCCACUGCUCAAAGCAGAUUCUUCUGUUGAUUCAGUCUCCUCUGAAGUUGAUUUAUCCAAAACUGGGAAUAAUGGGGCAACAGAGAGUAUUCAUCUACAAGGAUUGCAUGAUGGAAAUUUAUCUGUUCGUCAGUCUGAAAAUUUUGGAGCUGGAACACCAGGUCCAGAUUUUUGGACUUGGACACCUCCUCCCCUUGAUAGUAGUAGAAAUUCAGAAGAUGUUGGGACUCUAAAGGCGGCUAGAAAAUCUGCUUCAAAUCCAAGUCCAACCAGCUCUGUGAUGGAAAAGGAACGGUCGAUAGAUUAUCUUUCCAUUCCCUUUGAGAGUACUUUUCCAGAAAGCAACCAUAAUCCUCCUCUUCCACCCCUUCAGUCACUCAUAGAAGUUGAAAAAAUGGAUGUCACUGAUACCAACUUAGAAAUGCCUUCUCUUGGGGGUGAACAAGAACUUGGUGUGCUGUUUCCGACACAUGCAGCAGAAGCAGCUCAUGCUCUGGAAGAGGUCAAUGAAGCAUCACCUCAGGGAGUGAAUCCAGAUGGAUCAAGGUGGUGGAAGGAGACAGGUACUGAACAACGAGCCGAUGGGGUGGUUUGCCGGUGGACAUUGAAAAGAGGAGUUAGUGCUGAUGAAUCUGUUGAGUGGGAAGAGAAGUUCUGGGAGGCGACUGGUCAUUUUGAAUAUAAAGAGCUGGGCUCAGAGAAAUCUGGACGUGAUUCUGCAGGAAAUGUUUGGCGUGAAUUCUGGAAAGAAUCCAUGUGGCAGGAUCCUACAAGUGGGCUUGUGCACAUGGAGAAAACUGCAGACAAAUGGGGAAAGAAUGGAAAUGGUACUGAGUGGCAAGAAAAAUGGUGGGAACAUUAUGAUGCUUCUGGCCAAACUGAGAAGUGGGCCCACAAGUGGUGCUCCAUUGACCCUAACACUCCCCUUGAGCCUGGCCAUGCUCAUGUUUGGCAUGAAAGGUGGGGUGAGAAUUAUGAUGGGCAGGGUGGCAGUAUGAAAUACACUGAUAAGUGGGCUGAGUGUUCUGAGGGUGAUGGAUGGUCAAAAUGGGGUGACAAAUGGGAUGAACAUUUUGAUCCAAAUGGGCAUGGUGUCAAGCAAGGGGAGAAAUGGUGGGAAGGAAAACAUGGGGACCGGUGGAACCGCACAUGGGGAGAGGGCCACAAUGGCUCCGGAUGGAUACACAAGUAUGGAAAGAGCAGCAGCGGUGAGCACUGGGACACACACGUGCAACAAGAAACUUGGUAUGAGAGGUAUCCUCACUUUGGGUUCGAGCACUGCCUCGAAAACUCUGUGCAGCUCCGAGAAGUUCGUAAGCUGCCUGAGACAUCAUGAAGUAUGUCCUCAAUUUUUUUUUGCCUAAAUUCCUCAUGCCGCCCUUUGAGCACACUACUGGUGUAGAGUAG